GAAACUAUUUCGGUGCUAAGUUUUCCUUUUCCACGCGGGGCCAAGCCAAGAGGAAGUCAAACAUCCUCCCCAAAAUGUGUUCACUUUACAAACUAAAGUUUUAUACUCUGUGAUUUAUUGCCUUAAUUAUUAUUGUUAGUGUUUUUCUGCUCUAUCUGUGAUAUCAAGGAUUUUAUUUAUUGUUGGAUAAAUAAAUAUUCGUUCGCCGCAAUAUGAAUAAGAAAAUCGGUACCAUGAAAUCAGAAGAAGAGGACGAAGCAAUGGGUUGUUCGGACUUACCACCUUCAUCUGAAAUGACCUUCAACGAAAAUGAAGACUGCACAUCCCCUUACAUGGACCAAACCCCGGAAAUCAUGGACCCAAAAUUUUCCCCUAUGCCGACCAAAUUUGACGGGAUAAAUUUGGAGGAUGACAUUGAGAAGGUGGAAGUCACUUCGCACGAAUCUUCCAGUGAAGAAUCGGAGGAUGAAGUUCCGAAAGUUAUACCUAGUUUUUUAGAGCAACAUCCUGCAGAUUCUCUAAAAAAUUGGCUGCAGAAGCUAUCCGCAACCGAACCCCUGAAAAACAUUACCGCCCCUUUGAAAGUCAAUGAGAAUAUAACUAAAAAUCUAGUACAAAACCCCAGUAGAGUAGUUAAGUAUCAAGACUUGCCCUACAUGGGUGAAAUGACGUUGGAUAACUCCAAACCAAGGCGCGGCAGGAAACCCAAAAAAGCCGACAUUUGCCAUUUGAUAUACAAAAACUACGGGACCAUUUUUCCCGGCACGCCAAAUCCCAAGACUUACACCGACAGCAGUACUACGAAAAAACCAGCAGACGAUUUAAAAAGCGACGUACAAAACCGCAUUAUAAGUAGUUUGUUGGAAAAAAGACUGACUCAAGAGAAGAAAGAUAAAGCCCAAAACAAAAACCAACACGAGCCUUUGAAUCUAUGCAUAAGGGAUCUCAACCAUCUAAAAAUAAGACUUUUAAAGAACACCGACAACACGUACACCUCAGAGAUCAAAUCUGAGCCUCAAAGUGACGAUGAUGUGGAGUUCGUACACGAAACACCCUCACCAAGUAUUAAAAACGAAAUGGAUUGUUUAAGCAGUCCAAGUCCAGAUCUGCCCAAAACGCCUGAUAAUGCGAAUGGUUACGUCUACUGGCCUAAUGCGGGAGUUUUCAUCCACCCCAUGGCUUUACAGCAACAGUUAAUGAUGUAUCAAAGACUUGCUAGUAAUGGUAACUGUACUCUACCAAAACCACCCGUAUUAGACCCUAAAAACCUCGCUGAAACUACCACGGAGUUGAGGAAAAUUGUGCCAAAAAUCAAGGUGAAGAAACUGGAAACCAAUGGCAAUGCUGAGGUGGUUCAAAAGUCAAAAAGGACCGCCUCCAGUGUGUCAGAGAAAACUCCCACGAAAAGAAAACGAUCGGCUAUAUUUAUACCACCGAUACAAAGUGAGAACACCUCGAAUCCAGCCACUGAAGUCAGUAUUUGUAAGUUUAAGUUUACCGGCGGGGCAAAGCCCAGUUUGCAGGAGAAAAAAAUGCUCUCCGUGGAUUCGGGAGGUAAUUUUAGAUAUUACAGCGGCACGGGGGAUAAAAGUAUGAGGGGUUACGAGUUUUUCCCCCGGGAAACGUUGCAGCAACAAGCUAACAAUAAUCAGGGUUCAAGCACAGGUGCUUUUUUGCAAGCAAGCGGUGAGAAAAUUUACCCUGUACCUCCGGUGGACUUCGCCCCGUCCAAAACACCUCUGGACUUUCAACUGAACCCAGAAACGAGUCAAGUGGCCUUACAGCAACACCCAGACAAUUCCAGGCAUAGCAAUAAGAAGAGAAAAUCCAGGAAAUCUCUGCAAAGGGAAAAGCUGGAGCAAACCUUCAAGGAGAAGGGUUUUUUAAUACAAACGCAGCAACUCGAGUCCGCCGAAGGUGCUACCUACUGCAAGUUCAGGCAGCUAAGGAAGUUCACCAGGUACCUCUUCCGGAGCUGGAAGGAUUACCUUCCGGGUAACGUGGGGGAAAUUCCGGAAGGCGAACGCCCCGAGAAUCCCAUCGAUCCAAGUGAUAUUGACAUUGAUAACUUAUCGGUGCAUUCUAGUGAGCUGUCUUCGAGUAACGUUCAAUGUUAAAACAGACUAAUUUUUUUGUUAACCAAAGAGGUGAGAAAGGGUGUCGACUAAUAAAACGUAAUCUAGUCUUGUAAAGUUUGAGUACCGUGUACUCUGGAUUUGUUGUUAAUAAUUUUUGGAUAAAAUAAAUGUUGUUGAAUGAAA
Molecule: messenger RNA, 2261 nt
Organism: Brassicogethes aeneus
Lineage: Eukaryota; Metazoa; Arthropoda; Insecta; Coleoptera; Nitidulidae
Source: the annotation of a GenBank genome assembly